CGCACACACACACAUACCUACAUGCACAUACAGACACAUUUAUUAGAAAACAGCUCUGUUAUAUGAGUAUAGAGUGAAAGAGUGAAAAUUCAGUGUCUGCUCUUUGAAUUAGGAGGGAAAGGUGCAGAGUUACGAUGUUAAUAAACAAUAAUAGAUAAGCUGUUGUUAUCUUUUCAGGAAAUGAAAUGAUGAGAACUAAGUGUUAAUAGUGAUAAACAGACCGUGGAUUAUCCUGCUGCUCGUGUGUUCGCUCCAACAGUAGAUGCAGUUACCUCAGUAACUAUGUAACUGUAGAUGAGGUCCCAUCAGCAGUCAGCUGGUGUGCGAAUGAAAGAGUGCUCGAACUGAUCAAUUCAGUCAAGGUGCCGAGUAAACCUGCUGCUGGGGAAGAUUUUUGUGUUAUUAAGUAAUUCUGUUAACGGGAUUCAUCCGGUCUUUAGGUAAACGGCUCACCUGUCCUGGACCUUGAGCGCCACCUGGCUCAGAUCCAAUUAUCCCAGCUGACUGACCCCUCGCGGCUUCAUUAACAGGCAUCCUUAGUGUUAACCUCCAGGCCUCUGGCUGUCUAACCAGUCAGCAAUUAGGACGUGGACGCAUUUUGAUGCUUUAAUUAAGGACACAGAAAUUAAUGUCAAUUAAUUCUUAGAUUGCAACAGCAGCGAUACGAGAGGAACAGCCUGCUUUUAACCCCACGGUGUGUCGAGAAGCUUGGAUCAAAAGAUUUAGCCUCACGGCACCUAAGACGAGCAAACGGGAUAGCUGAGAUUUUUGCCAGGAGCAGCGAUUCACAGGAAAAAGGGGAGAUUAUUAAGGACGAUGUCGGGACCGAGGCCCGUGGUGCUGAGUGGCCCCUCUGGAGCAGGGAAGAGCACUCUGUUGAAGAGGCUGAUGAAAGAGCACGAAGGAGUCUUUGGAUUCAGCGUCUCACACACGACGAGAAACCCUCGACCAGGAGAAGAAGAUGGCAAAGGACUGAACAAGCUCCCCAUGCUUCUGGGGGCUACUUUACUGCCCGUAGCAGCCGUCUUAUCCUCUGAGGACAUAGAAAUGUCAGCCUCAUGUCCAAAUGAAUCAGAAACCACAGAUGAAGACUAUCACUUCACAACGAGGGAGGCCAUGCAGGAGGGUAUCGACAAAGGAGAGUUCAUUGAGCACGCUGAGUUUUCUGGCAACAUGUAUGGAACAAGUAAGGCUUCUGUGGAAGACGUGCGAGCCAAAAACCUGAUCUGCAUCCUGGACGUGGAUAUCCAGGGGGUGAAGCGGAUCAAAGAGACCGACCUGAACCCCAUCUACGUCUCCAUCCAGCCUCCAUCUAUGGACGUGUUGGAAAAACGUCUGAGGGACAGGCAGACGGAAACAGAGGAGAGUUUACAGAAACGUCUGGAAGCGGCACGCGUCGACAUGGAGCUCAGUAAGGAGCCCGGAGUGUUUGAUGCUGUGAUCAUCAACGACGACUUAGAAAAGGCCUACGAGGAGCUAAAAGAAAUCCUGGAUGAAGAAAUUAAAAAAGUUCAGGAGGCCAAAUCAUAAUAAGGAAAUAAGCAGGCUUUCAGCAGGUGGACAGGAACACUGAUGUGUCUCUGACUGGAAAAGCUCCAUCUUCACUGGAACACGUGAAAUAAGAAAAGCUCUUCCUCACGCUCAGCUGCGUCCAGCUGCAGUUCAGACACACAGAUGGAAACGAAGAGUCUGGACCGACGUGUCUCACAUGUCCUUUGUGUUAGAUUUAGUAAAAGCAGUGGCUGAUAUUAGGUGUGUAGUCCUACUUCAUAGAUUUCUGACAUUUGGCUCAGCAGGUACGAAUAAAACGCCACAUCCAGCGCUACGUUCGGUCUUCGCAGGCUGGCACAGAUCUGCUUUAGCUCCACAUCUAGAAAGUGUUCAGAUACUAUGACUUCGACUUAGAAAUAAAUUCAGUCUUAGUCGAGUAUAUUAUCAGGAUGGACUCGUGCACAUGAACAACAGAGCAUCUGAAAAUCACCGUUUGUGGUAGAUUUAAUCUAAAAUGUGUUAGAGCUGAAAUGUUCGUGUGUUUUACUGAAACGAGACAGAAUAAAGAGUUUUAGGACAACGA
Messenger RNA from Pundamilia nyererei, 2074 nucleotides. RefSeq names its product guanylate kinase 1b (gene guk1b). Bases 817 to 1530 code for a protein of 237 amino acids. The record is from RefSeq and is a predicted model, not a curated record. Gene Ontology annotation, biological process: purine nucleotide metabolic process. Gene Ontology annotation, cellular component: cytosol. NCBI's taxonomy places the organism in Eukaryota, Metazoa, Chordata, Actinopteri, Cichliformes, Cichlidae. Gene Ontology annotation, molecular function: GMP kinase activity. The transcript is spliced from 9 exons.